GGUCGCCUCCUAAAAGGGGAAGAUAGUCUUGCGACUAUAUGAGAAGGGCUUUAUCCCUUUCUCUCGACAAUGUCAGAGACGAAAUAUCAUCCUUUGCACUUUAGAUACGAAUAGCAAAUCUCUUUGGGGUGUAAUAGUUAUUCCUUCUCAGUCUUCCCCGCCAUCACUUCAAGCAAAAUGCCAGCUGUCACCGAUAAUAGCGAUAACUAUAUUUUGGGUAGGAGCUUUAUAGAGACCAUAAGAUUGGAUGGCCAACACUUCAUAUUUAACCUCCAAAACGGCUAUACUAUCGAUCCCCGAAUCCCCAUCAACCCGGACACGAAGAUUGCAGAGAUCGGCACAGGAACUGGCAUAUGGCUUCUGGAUGUGUCUUCCCAGGUUCCUUCAACUGUUCAGCUUCACGGUUUUGACAUCUCAGAUGAACAAUUUCCUCCAAAGUCGACUCUGCCAAGUAACGUAACUCUGCAGGUUAUGAAUGCUUUUGAGGAAGUACCUGAAGAGCAUUUUCAGAAAUACGACGUGGUCCACAUGCGACUUUGGUGUGCCAUCAUUAGAGGGUGUGAUACCUUUGCCUUGAUUAGACAUGUCACGCAGUUGCUGAAGCCGGGCGGUUACCUACAAUGGGACGAUUACGACCCUGACCGGAAUGGAGCGUACAUCAAAGGAGAAGAAGCUGAGGCAUUGUAUUCCUUCGCUUCACUGAUUCGAAAAGAAUUGAACAUUGAUCCUUCUUGGCUUGUGGAUAUUCCAAAUCGUGUAAAGAAGGCCGGGUUGAAUGUUGUGGAAUUUCGGGCAGACCCGUUUUCACAAGCUUGCAUUCCGAUCAUCACUAAGUCAUUAUUUGCUUUCCACGCGAGUCUCAUUGCUGGAGGAUACAAAGCUGAUAUUCCGAGUCUUCCACCUCGUCACGAGGGUGAUGCAAUAUUGGAAGCUGCCUUGGACGCCGUCAAGAAUCGAGGAGGAGCACUUCACUGCACUCCAUUGGCAUUGCUGGCGCAAAAGCCUUUAGCCUGAUUGUGUACGGUUCUACACUGGCUUGGUUCCGAGGGUUCCAUUUACUGCAAACCACACUCUAGAUGAAGCCCGUAUCUAAAUAUCUCUCUCCCUCCUAGUCAAAGAGCAGUAUAGUCGUGUAAAUAUCAAUUUAUACUCUGUAUGUAUUGAGAAAUACAACGUCGAGGGUGGAAAAGAAAUGAAUCAUAAGAUUCACAACUCUUUUCAUAUAAAGAAUCAGUAGUCACCUUGGCACAACUGGUAGUUAUGUAUAGAAUCAAGACUGCAUUCAUCUUUGAAGACAGCAAAGGUAAAAAGAUUAAGGCUUCCUUUAUAUAAGUUUAUCCAAAUCAUAGUAACUAGAACCAG
Messenger RNA from Trichoderma harzianum CBS 226.95, 1362 nucleotides. RefSeq lists its product as hypothetical. The record is from RefSeq and is a predicted model, not a curated record. Bases 178 to 1014 code for a protein of 278 amino acids. NCBI's taxonomy places the organism in Eukaryota, Fungi, Ascomycota, Sordariomycetes, Hypocreales, Hypocreaceae. The transcript is spliced from 5 exons.